UGAAUGAACAUUUCGGGUUCGGUUUCAAAUACGAAGAGUUUCUGUGAAAAGGUUCAUCGUAGAUCAAGUUUUUCUGCCUCUUCGCAUUGGUGCAUUAUUGCCAUAAUCGUCUCUCGUUCGAUACAUGCAUGGCCUGCAUUAAUGUAUCAACUGGUAGUGAUCACAACCAAGUGCGUCAAAGAAAAUCAUCAUCAAGUUCAACAAGUAUGGUUGAUGAGGAAAGUCUUAAACCAAAGUCGGAAACGGAGCCGCCCAUCCUUCGAUGGUGGAAUAAGAUUGUUGUGGUUUCUUGUGUGACUGCAGUUUUAACCGAUCCCUUGUUCUUUUACAUUCCUCUCAUCAAUGACCAAAGAAAAUGCCUUGCAAUGGACAAGAAUCUAAGGAUCGUUGCUCUCCUUCUCCGAUCAGUUACAGAUAUCAUUUUCAUAAUCGAUAUUACUAACCAAGUUCGUGAAAGGACUAAGAUUAUGGCCUUCAAGGGCUCAAAAGAUCCAUCGCCAUCAAACUCUUACUCCUCAUCUCCAGGAAAUGAAAAGAAAGUUGCAUUAGAAGUGACCCGGAGGUUGAAGCGAUUAUCUGUGUCUAUUGUAAUUCACUUGCUCGCCAUUCUUCCCUUCCCGCAGGUGUCAGUAUUACUUGUCUUUUUUAGAAUGAGAGACAAUGGGUAUAUGUCAAGAAGAAGUGUUUUGAAUGCCUUUCUUCUCUUCCAAUAUGUGCCAAACAUGUGCCGACUCCGGCUAUCUUACAAGAAACUUCAGGUGACCCAAAGAUUGGUCAAAGGUGCAUUCAACUUUCUCUCGUACAUCAUUGCAAGUCAUGUGGUCGGAGCUUUUUGGUAUUUUUUCUCUAUUCAACGAGAGACAUCAUGUUGGUACCAAGCCUGUCGAACCAUUGAGGGAUGUAUGCCCGCUCAGUGCGGCGAUAGAACUUCAGCAGAGGUUGUGCUCCUCAAUACAUCAUGUCCGAUAGAUCCAUCCAAUUCGACAAUGUUCGACUUUGGAAUGUAUCUUGAUACUCUUCAGUCCGGUUAUACAAGACAGACAAGUUUUCCCAAAAAGUUCUUCUAUUCUUUUUGGUGGGGUUUAAAGAAUCUGAGCAAUUUUGGGACCAAUCUAGAAACAAGUAGCUACGUGUGGGAAAACUGCUUUGCCAUUCUUAUUUCUAUUACUGGCUUGCUACUCUUUUUAUAUCUCAUUGGAAAUGUACAGGCAUACAUGCAGUUCUCAAAAUCCAAGGAGAUGGACGAGGAGGAGUUAAGCAAUAAGAUGAAGGAGAAAGAGACUGAAAUACUCCAGUACUUGAUGCCAAGAAAAGGUCUUCCGCUGGAAAUGAGAACAGAAAUCAUGAGAAACAUAAAGCAUGACAAAUUAAAAAAUAAAUUGGAUUCUGAAGUAGAUAUGGACCUUUUAUUCUAUCUUCUCCCAUGGAACAUUGAAGUCUCUAUAAAGCAUCAUGUUGGCAUGGACGCCCUAAAAAAAGUACCAUUGCUUCAGCACAUGGAUGAAAAGGUGCUGCAAAAGAUCUGCGAGCAUCUCAAGCCAGUCAGCUAUUCUCCUGAUCACGUUUUUAAAACAGGAAAAGAGAUUGAUGCAAUGCUAUUUGUCACAGAAGGCUCUGUUUGGCCUAUCCACAAUGGUGGUGAGGAGAGCUCAAUGGUCACUGGGAAUGAAGACAAACUUGACUACUUUGGAGAAGAACUUCUGAAGUGGGUAUCACCAAGUAUCUCUUUUCCUGAUCUUCAAUCUCCUAAACGUACUCAAAAGCUCAAAUGUCAAACAAAAAUAGAAGCCUUCGUUCUGAUUGCCAAGGACUUGAAAAGUGUAGCUCGUGACUUCAGACGUCUGUGGAAUUGGAAUUUUUACAAAUCUGACAUUGAUCCUGAUCAUUUUGAGAAGUCGGCAGGUUCCCUGAACAAGAUUAACGAGACAUAUAUUCACUUGUGGGAGGAGAAAUUGGCCUCUGUCCAAAAGGAGAAGAUGAAUAAAGAAAUAUCUGAGUGGGUGUCAAGAACUGGUCUCAGCGAAGAUGUGGAAAAAAAAAUCAGUAAACACAUAGAAGAGAACAAAAUUGUGAAAAAAAAUAUAGAUGCUGCCGUGGAUCUGCCUUUUCUGUUCUCUGUUCUUACCCAGAAUAUCACAAAUGCCAUUGGGAUGGAUGCACUGAGAAAAGUACCCAUGCUUCAAAAGAUGCCCGAACCAAUGUUGGAAUCAAUCUGCAGAUAUCUCGAGCCAGUGACUUACAUUGAGAAUGCACAUAUUAUUAAAGCAGGAACGGAGCUUGAUUUCAUGCUCUUUGUCAUAGAGGGCAUAAUGAUAUGGACCAACACAACAAGUGAUUCUUUAACAACAGGUUAUAUGAUGCCUAAGUUAUGUAUUGAGAAGGGUGAUGUCUAUGGAGAAAAACUAAUGAGUUGGGCAUCAUCAAACAUGAAUGUUUCUGAUCUUCCAAUCUCCACCCAAGAUUUUAAAUGUCAGAAAAAGAUUGAAGCAUUUUCUCUCAAGGCCUCACAUGUGCAAAAUGUAGUCUCCAAACUCGGAUCUCAGUGGAGUGAAUAUUACAUUGCGCCUCCUGAUUAUGAAAACAAGACGUACCUACAGAAAUUAAAAGAGGUACAGAGGCAAUUGACAACUACACCAUUGGAGAAGAUUGAGGAUGAUGAUUUUAGACAGAAGAUGAAGAUCCUGGUCAAAGAGUAUGAUAUACCUGACUGGCUGUCAAGACAUGCUCUCCCUGAUGAUGUGGUAACAGAUAUUAUGAAAUACAUUAAAGAGAACAAAGUAGCAGAGACAGACAUAGAUUUCCACAUGGAUGUGAAAUAUCUACUCUCUAUUGAUCUUCCUUGGCGUAUCGAGAAGACUAUAAGGGACCACCUCUCGAUGACCGCGCUUAUGAAAGUACCGAUGCUUCAACAAAUGCCAAUCUCCAUAUUAGAAUCUAUUUGCAGUAAUCUGGAGCCAGUGGUAUACACUAAUAAUGACUGUAUUUUUGAGAAAGGAAAAUCACUGGAUUUGAUGCUCAUUGUUAUAGAAGGUGAAAUUGCGCUGACUGAGACGAAGACUAGUGAUGCUGGAAUAACUGAUUCCUUAUCAGUGAACACCGAAACUCUUGGGGAAGGUGAUAUUUUUGGAAAAGAACUUCUGAAUUGGGCAUCACCCAGAAUAUUAUUAGCUGGUUCUGCUCCGGUCUCCCCCCAGUAUGCUCAGUGUCAAAAAAGAGUAGAAGCCUUCACUUUGACGAUAAGUAAGUUGAGAAGUGUAGUGUCAGAACAUGACACUGACUGGAUGUCAUACAAUUGUGACGAUACGGAGCAUUUGAAGGAGUUGGAAGUUCUCCAAGACAAGAUUGAUCAUCUUGAUGAUCAGGUACAGAAGUUAGAGCCCGCAGAUCCGGGGGAGAUUGAGGAUGAAGAGUUACGACAGCAGAAGAAAAUCAAGAACAGGGAGAAUGCCAUAAUUCAAUGGAUGUCAAAAUAUGACCUCGAUGAGGAUUUGAAGAAAAAAGUCAAGUUGCACAUAAGGAUAAAUAACUCAGUUGGAAAUGAUAUGGAUUCAAAUUCUGAUGUGGAUGUGAAGUAUCUACUCUCCCUAUUUAACUGGGGUCUGGCCAAACCUAUAACAGAACAUUUCUGUAUAACCAUCCUAAGAACAGUACCCAUGCUCAAAACCAUGCAUGAAGAUGUCUUGAAAAAGAUAUGCUACAAUGUGAAGCCAGUGGUCUAUGACCAGAAUAUCUGCAUCAUUGAAAAAGGAAAGUCACUGGACUUUAUGCUCAUCAUUGUAGAAGGCGUAAUUGAAUGGACUGAUGUGACCACUAGUGAUGCUGGAACUACAGCUUCAACAGUAGUUAUGAAGGCUAAAGGUGAAAUUUUUGGAGAACAACUAUUACAUUGGGCAUCCCCGAAUGUUUUGUUUUCUGGCUUUGCUCCUACUGCAACCGGAGAUGUCAAAUGCCAAUCUAAAGUGGAAGCCUUUAGUCUAUCCACUAAAGACUUGAGAAGUGUAGUAUUUGAAUAUGAGGGCGAGUGGAAUUCAGCCAAGACCUACGGCGAUCGGCAGCAGGUAGAAGCGAUGCAGCUUCUUCAUAAUAAAAUUGACCAGACAUAUAUGCAGUUGCAGUUUGGAAUGGCAAAACUGGAGGAGAUUGAUGAUGAAGAAGUAAAGAAAGCGGUGAAGAUCAAGAAUAAGGAGAAUAAUAUACUUGAGUGGAUGUCAAAACAUAGCGUCAAUGAAGAAUUGAAGGACAAAAUCAUAUCACACAUAAGGAUAAAUAACUCAGUUGUGGAAAAAAUAGAUGCUGAUGUGGAUGUGAAGUAUCUACUCUCACUUUUUCCUUGGGGUUUAGGCAAACCUUUAACAGAGUUUCUCUGUGUGAAAGCGCUACAAAAAGUACCAAUGCUUGAAAAUGUGCCUGAAGAUGUGUUUGCGAGGAUUUGUUACCACGUUGAGCCUAGAGUCUUUACUGAUCACAUUGUUCUUAAAGGAAAACCACUGGAUUUUAUGCUCAUCAUUGUAGACGGCGAAAUUGAAUGGACUGGCACGACCAGUGAUGCUGGAACAACAGGCUCCAAACGUCUUCAAAAAGGCGGUAUAUUAGGAGAAGAACUCCUCAAUUUGGCAUCACCCAACAUCUUAUUUUCCGGCCCCCCUUCUAUCUCGGCGGAAGAUGUCAUAUGUAAUACAAAAGUUGAAGCCUUUGCUCUCACGACCGUUAACCUGAGAUGCAUUGUCUCUGAAUACUGCAUGAAAGGGAUUUCGCCUUUCAAUAGUUGUUCUAAUAUGCAGCUGUUGGAGGAGUUGGAAUUCUAUCUCGAGAGGGUUGAUCAGACAUAUAUGCAGUUGCAGUCGGGAACGACUAAACUGGAAGAAAUUCAGGAUGAACAAUUGAGAAAAGCAGUGAAGAUCAAAAUGAAGGAGAACGAUAUACUUGAGUGGAUGUCAAAAAAUGGCCUGGACGAGGAAUUGAAGAUAAAAAUCAUGUUGAACAUGAGGAUAAAUAACUCAGCCGAGAGAAUCGUAGAUGGUGAUGUACAUGUGAAAUCCAUAAUCUCACUUUUUGGCUGGGAUUUGGGAAGACCUUUAACGGAGCAUUUCUGUAUAAGCACACUACUAAAAGUACGUCCUCAAACACUCAUCUUAAUUGUUACAAUGCUUACGUCAUAUAAGAAGAUUUUGUAUAAAAAUUGAUGAAGCUAGCAAGUUUUUAAAUUUUAUGUAUAUAA
Argentina anserina (silverweed cinquefoil) is the source of this 5218-nucleotide messenger RNA. RefSeq lists its product as uncharacterized. The coding region runs from base 129 to 5183 and encodes 1684 amino acids. The record is from RefSeq and is a predicted model, not a curated record. Lineage: Eukaryota; Viridiplantae; Streptophyta; Magnoliopsida; Rosales; Rosaceae. The transcript is spliced from 16 exons.